AUGCAUCCCAUCCAGACAACUGGAGGCCCCAGCCUCAAUAUAUCCAUUGCAGCACCUCCGAUAUGGACAUGUGCCGCAGGGGACACCAUAAUCGGCAGCGUGAACCGACACUCGCACAUCGCGACCCCAGAUGCCAAGAUCUCUGUUACAAUGAUCGGACUCACAAAAGCCCGCUUAAUAACAGAGGGCUACCCAUCGAAAACCACAUACUACGGCGACUGGAAGCUUUUCAACCUGCCAUCCCAAACCUUGUUACGUGGACCCAUACACAUACCCUCACCCAGCACCCCAACCGACUGGAUCAACAUCCCCUUCUCAAUCGAUAUCCCUGAAGCGGCUUCGAUGUCAGCAGUGCGCGAACACGCCCAAGCAGAGAGCUUCAUCCCACUAGAGGCAAACUGCAUCGCACAACACCCGUUACCGGGAACGUUUUCCACCGAAUGGACCGGAGCCAAGGUCUGCAUCGAGUACUACCUCCAGGCGCAGCUGCAGUAUAUGCGCAAUGGCUCAUGGCAAAUCGAACGUGCGACAGCGCCCAUCAUGCUGGGCUAUCCGACGGUAGACGCGGGCGGGAUCCGAUUUGCGUUGCAGCGGUGCAGUAUCGUGAGCCUGGUGCGCAGCCAGCGAUUGCUUCCGUCGAUGCGCGAUGUGGAUCUAUCGUUGACGCAGAAGACGCAGAAGAUUCUUGGGUUAGCUUCUGUUCCUGGAUUUAGUUACAAGCCUGUGAUGAGUGUGCCGAUUACUAUUCAACUUGAUAAUUCAUCGCUGAUUUCGCUUAUUAUCAGGGUUAUACCGCAGCGGGAGGGGAGUAGUAGUACUAUUUGGGAUGUUGUGCAACGGGUCGAUGUUUUGCGAUGA
Messenger RNA from Penicillium concentricum, 858 nucleotides. RefSeq lists its product as uncharacterized. The record is from RefSeq and is a predicted model, not a curated record. The transcript has a single exon. NCBI's taxonomy places the organism in Eukaryota, Fungi, Ascomycota, Eurotiomycetes, Eurotiales, Aspergillaceae. The coding region runs from base 1 to 858 and encodes 285 amino acids.